Messenger RNA from Scomber scombrus (Atlantic mackerel), 7116 nucleotides. It is a transcript of the gene shc1, whose product is annotated as SHC (Src homology 2 domain containing) transforming protein 1. Gene Ontology annotation, cellular component: plasma membrane. The record is from RefSeq and is a predicted model, not a curated record. Gene Ontology annotation, biological process: cell surface receptor protein tyrosine kinase signaling pathway; intracellular signal transduction. Gene Ontology annotation, molecular function: receptor tyrosine kinase binding. Lineage: Eukaryota; Metazoa; Chordata; Actinopteri; Scombriformes; Scombridae.
UGGUUCCACUUGUACAUAUCACUCUGUGCAGCUGCUUGGCCAUCAGGCCACUAAUCACUGAUUAUUAGGUGUGCUAUCUUUGUGACAGUCAGUUCCUUUUACUGUCUGUGUGUAGGUGACUCAGGAUUUAUCCUCAUGUAGAGGGUCAUCUCCUCUGCAGUCACCUGACCUUCACUGUGUUCUGUGCACUAAAGCAUACUCGGGCAGGACGAGGGUUAACUCUGCUCGUACCUAUACUUUUCCUCUCUAGUGUUAAAAAGUCAAUUUAUGUUGGGUUUUUUUUGUUGCCUUUUUUAAGUGCUGAUUCCCUCUCUGGACUAAUCUUAUUUAGGGGUGUGACUGACUGUUUUUUUUAUUCAGCUUUGAUUGUCCAAAUACUGGGUGUCUUGUGUGACUUUUCCAGCCAUACUUCUUUACAGCUUUCCGGAGAUCAUCCCAGCCUGUCAGGCAGUGCGUGAGUGUGACUGGUUCCUCCAUGGUGCUUUUUGGCCAAGACCAGAUGGAUGACUAGCUAGAAUUGCUAGACAAUCCCUCUGUGGUGCUAGACUGGUGUAGGCGACUGUUCCUUUGCCAUGCAUCCAGCGCCCACUACAAGCUGGCGCACUGUACUUAAGACACUGUUAAGUUCUCAAAUGUUAGCAUGUGGAAAAAUCAGCUUUUUCAUUUGGCGUCACUGAAACAUUGGUGCCAAAUUUACAACCUUGUGUAAGUAGUCUAGGCAAGGUGUGUGCAAACCUUGCUCUCUUUCGAGGGAGUAAAGGUCAAGAGAUUGUAAAUAUGACCAGUGCCUCAACAGCACUGAGGUGUAGUCCAGCCAGCCAGCUUGCUGCACGACUGUAGGUGUAGCCUUGCCUCCUAACGAGGUCAAACCGCUGCAAACUGUUUUGUGCGUGGGACUUUUGGUUGUGAGAGACUGUUAAUGUAAACAGACUGUUGUUUGCUCUUGAGGUUGGACUAUGCAGAAUAUGAGAUGUAAUAUGUUGUCUGUGCAGUAGUUAGCUGAGAGCUGACCUGCAUCUUGAUAAGCCUGGCCUUAGAUAAGAAAGGAAGCAGUACCAGAAUAUAACACUUGGCCUGUUCAUAUCACAUGGGACUGUGUCAACACUCUUCUCUCAGGUAACUGACUAUAAUCUGGGCUUGUUGUUUGAACUAGGCAGUAAUGAUAUAUCAGGGCGGGAGCAGUUGUGCAUAUAGAGGUCAGCAUAACAACAGAGAGCAGUUUUAAUCGAGCAAUUACAGCUGGGUGAGAGAAUUCACGUUUAGCUCUGAUGAUCCUCCAGCACCAUUCAGGGAACCCUGGGUUGGGAGUUCAAAUCAGACCAAUCAGUUAUCAUUACCAUCACAACAAGCCCACCGGUAGUCGUCAUCAGCCAGUGACCUACAUUCUCCAGUGUUACAUCACCACCGUGCUGCAGUGUGUCACUGUACCAGACACAGACAACAUCUCAGACUCAACCUACCACUUUCUAAUGGUGCUCCAGAAAACAAAACAUCCUAUCCUAGGUGGCCAGUUUUAGGUAACACUCAUGAACCGAGGCAGCCUCACUUGUUUUAGACAUAUCAGGCACUUCGGUCAGGAACGGGCCCAACUUUGCUGGCCCAGUCUUAAGUACUAACUUUUUUUCGUUCUCUUUUCUACUGGUGUCUAAAUAGGUGACCAUGCCUAGCCUUUAGCCACUAGCCAUACAUACAUUAGUAAGCCUCCUUGCUCUUCUUAAGCAGUUUUUGGGCUUCAUUGAGCCCUGCAGGUGCUUGCUGUAGUAUCGACCAAUUGGAGCUGUAUAUUGUGUGUGUUGCUGCUGUGGUAGUGUGCGCACCCCUCUUGCAAUCCCCUUCUUGGCUGCUAAUAGGAUUUUUAUGGGCCCGUGUAAAGCAGGAUAGAGCACCUAAGCGGAGCUGUUUCACACAUGCACGCAUGUGUGUUCACCAACAUUCACAUACAGACACAAUCUCAGAAGCAUUGUGGGCUGGGAAGGUUUACACUGCCUCACACGUGUGUAAACACACCAAAUACAAGUGCGUACCCCUCAGCUGUAACACACACUUGCGAGGGGCCGUUGAGAGACAAUCACUUGUGUUGAUUCUCCAUGGUGCUGGCGACAGCUGGAUAACUGGCCAUCACUGAGAGGCUAUUAAGUUGGGACAACAUACUCACAGAUAUUGUUUUACAUAAUGGCAAAAACACUACUCGAAGAUGAACACUUGGAGCAUGUCAUCAUCAGUCCCUGGGAACACAAUGAGCACUGAAGCAUAUUUAAAAAGUGAACUGAUGACAACAUGAUCAGCACUGGUGCUCUAUAUACAAACUAUUUUCAUCUGCAUUCUACCAUUAACUGGGACACCCCACUUUUCCUCUGCGCCUUCUCUCAUUCUGCUUUGCUUGUGGAUAAAGCCGUUUGGUUUUGGCUGCCUGGUAACAAGUGGAGGACAGACAACGAGACAGAUGGAUGCAGCUCUUAUGCUGAGGGAGACAGACAGAUGGCUGUGUGUCCUUUUAGAGAGAAACUGUGAAUACUGAAACAACGAGACUUUGAUUGAAUCACUAGAGCCUGUGUGGACUUGCGCGGAUAUAAAAACUGACACUGCAGAUUCAUUAUGGAGCUUGUCCCAAAAACCAAGUACACCCACUUUCGGAGUGAAUCGCUGAGCUCAACUGAUGAAACAAACUCCAAUCCAUCAUCAUUCCCUCCCUCCAGUCCUGCCACCCCCCUCACUCCCUCCCCUGGUUUACCUUCUUCUCUCUCCUCCUCGUCUCUCACUCCCAUCUUGCCCCCCUCUUCUCCCCGCCCUGCUGAGAACAGCCCCACCACCCUAUGCUCCUUCUUCCCCAGGAUGGGAUCCCUUCGUCUGGGUGUCUCUGCCACUCUUCUCCCAGGACUCAAGGCCUCAAGCAGACCGCAGCAGCCUCAGGCCCCUGUUGAGUACUCUGGGGAUGACAGGAGCAGUUCUGGCUCCUCCCCUCCACCUCACCACCCGGUUCUCUCUCUAACCGCUCCUUCUCCCCCUCCCCGACCCCCUCUGCAGGACAUGAACCGGCUGGGAGUGGCGUCCAGGAGGGCACGGGUGGAAGGAGGUCAGCUGGGAGGAGAUGAGUGGACGCGCCAUGGCUCCUUUGUCAACAAGCCCACCCGCGGCUGGCUGCACUCCGACAAUGUGGUCAGCACCACCGGUGUUUCCUACACUGUACGGUACAUGGGUUGCGUGGAGGUGCUCCAGUCCAUGCGAGCGCUGGACUUCAACACCAGAACUCAGGUCACUAGGGAGGCUAUCUCGGUGGUGUGUGAGGCAGUGCCCGGAGCCAAAGGAGCACAGCGCAGGAGAAAGCCUUCCUCUCGCUGUCUGACGACUAUUCUGGGGAAGAGUAACCUGCAGUUUGCUGGCAUGACAAUCAGCCUCACCAUCUCAACCAGCAGUCUCAACCUGCUGGCCUCCGACUGCAAACAGAUAAUCGCCAAUCAUCACAUGCAGUCCAUCUCCUUCGCCUCUGGAGGAGACCCAGAUACGGCUGAGUACGUAGCAUAUGUGGCCAAAGACCCAGUCAACCAGAGAGCAUGUCAUAUCCUGGAAUGUUCAGAGGGUUUAGCCCAGGAAGUCAUCAGCACCAUCGGCCAGGCCUUUGAACUGCGUUUUAAACAGUAUCUGAAGAACCCGCCCAAACUUGUAACACCUCAUGACAGAAUGGCUCCAUUUGACGGCUCUGCAUGGGAAGAAGAGGAUGAUGAGGCUGUUCCUCCUCCCGACGUCCCUUACUAUAAUAAUUUCCCUGGAAAACAGCCUCCCCCUGGUGGACUUGUUGACAUGAGGACCCGCCCAGGAGCCACACUGCCUUACGGACAGUCAAGUCAGAAUGACAUUCACAAGCAGCCUCUGCCGCCUCUGCCAGUGGGUGCCAAGGAAGGGGGACGAGAACUGUUUGAUGACCCUUCAUAUGUCAAUGUGGAUAAACCUCGACCCCCAGUUGCAGUCAAUGGAAAUGCUCACAGAGAUGCUUUUGACAUGAAGCCUUUUGAUGAUGCCCUGGGGGUCUCUGGGCAUGGUGUCCCAAGCUCAAUGACAGCAGCACCCCCUCUGGUGGAGCAGUUGCAGUGUGAGGCCUGGUUCCAUGGUAGCUUAAGUCGCAGGGAAGCGGAGAGGCUGCUGACCCGCGAUGGAGACUUCCUGGUACGGGAGUCUGGGACUACACCCGGACAGUAUGUCCUCACAGGACAGCAGGGGGGUCAGCCCAAACACCUGCUACUAGUCGACCCAGAAGGAGUGGUUCGUACAAAAGACCAUCGGUUUGAAAGUGUGAGUCACCUGAUCAGUUAUCAUAUGGACAACAGACUCCCCAUCGUAUCAGCUGGUAGCGAAGUGUGUCUGCAACAGCCAGUAGAGCGCAGGGCCUGACGGCACUCACACCAAUGAAAUACUCAACCAAAUGUACACACACCCAUACAGGAAUGCAACACACCUAACAAACAUACCUUCAUAUGCUAUAAUACACAUGGAAUCACUACACUUAACACUCACACAUACACAUCCACAAGAAUACCUUUACACACAUCAUAGCAAAGAAAGCCAAAAAAUUUUAAAAAAUCACCAGUUUCUCUGCAAAAUCACUCACUUGCUGCUGUUGCCACAUAUUCCUGUCCUUUCUGAAAGCCAAACUGUGAACUGCAGUCCCUCCUCGACCCCACCAACUGUCAGGCCAUCCCUCCAAAAUGGAGAAGCACUGCUGCAAUUUCUCAAACAGCCUACUGUGAACCAGGGAGGAGCCCUUUGCUAAUUUCAGGAUGGGGCAGAAAACAAAUGCAAUUUUUCUUUUUUUUCAAGAAAAAAAAAAAUCUAAACAUGCGAUUAUGUAAAACAACAAACAUGAACUCUACUAAUUCUUGGAAUUGUGUGUAAAAAAUAUGGUAAUGAAGAGCGGAAAAGGGGCAUCAAUGGGACAUGCAUUCGAGCGUAUGUCCCUUUAAAUCAGGGAAGUGAUUUCCCUUCUCGGACUAUUGCUUGAGCAUAUUAGGCAAAACAUAAACUGGAUGGCGGUGGUUCUUUGAUUCAGAGACUGAACCAGGCUCAAACAUAAACUCUCCCUUCAGGUGUCACUGGAGCCCCUCAGUAGCAAACCUGACUUUGAGAUCAUUCUGCUUGAUGAAUAUGCAUUAACAUGUUUGCUUCCAAUCUAAUCCGGAGGGCCAGUUUACCCCCAACCACUCCCCUUUUAAAGACUUUUGAACUUUGACCCCUGGAGUGAAUCUGGGACUGCUAUGCCAAUGACCAUCAUAUAUGUUGUUCUUCUUUUUCUUUAAACACAGGUUUCCUUAGUUUAUCUUGAGACUCAUUACUUAUCGGACAUUCUGAGUUCAGGAGGAUCUUUUCAGCUGUGUCUCCCUAAUCCCUCUGCAAACACAGAUACAAGUACACCUUGACACCACACAGUCUGCACCACCUGUCAUGCCAAAGAACAUGAACUUGGUUGCUAACAGCAGAGGAAGCCAUGGCAAUUAUCAACAGUUAUCCAUCUUGUGUGCAUUGGAAGCUCAUUUUAGAUAAAAGGAAAUGUUAAUUACAAAUGGGUCUGUUUUAGAGGGGGAAGAAAAAUCUUUUGUUAUUGUGCCUGAAUACAUCAUCAAAAAGGAGAUUUAAACGUAAACUCUGAAAUGAUGUCACCCACAAACACAUUGUGAGAAGCGUAGACCAAAUCAUUUGGGCCUAUUGCGUUUCAGUGACUCUUUAGUAUGUGUUUGCAUUGACAAUCUAUGGGCUAUAUCUGUUAGAUAUUUUGAUGGACAGUAAACAAGUCUAGUUAAAGGUGAUCCCCUUUCUACUUUGACCAAUGAGAAAUGUUGAACAGCCUAAGCAAUGAAUUUCCCUCUGCAAAAAAAGAUGCAAAGUGUGUCGCAGUGACUGGUUAAGAAGUUUUUGUGUAUUGUGAUGUUGCUUAUUUUUGAAUAAUGUCCUUUUUCUUAUACCUUGAAUCAAAUGAAGUGGGUUGGGGGGCAACUGAACAUAAGGAUAUAAGUGUUUUUGGAGGAUUGCUGUAACUAUAAGAUGUUAAGCCAAAUGUUGCUCCUCCUUGUACCGUCUUUGCAAAUAUUUGAGGACAUGGAGGUAGAAGCUCACACUAUCAUUUCCUCUGUCUCCUCCCUCAGUUCAUGAUGUUUUUUUUAAUAUCUUUUUGAUCGUGCCUUGUUUCUUCAAUGCAGUCACGUCACUUCAAUGCAGUCACCUUAUGUACUUAAUUCAAAUGUAGUCAGGAGAAUCUUACACAAACCUCUCAGUUAAAACAAAGACUCUGCAAAAAUGACACUCCAGUAAACAUACACAAACAGAUCCACUGAUGGCAAUCUCCUGUGAUGCACAUUCUUGCAUUCAGCUUAGUCACAGAUACUUGAUGUCACCAUUGGGGGGGUAUUUACCAUGUAUUUGCCAUUUGUAAAUAACAUCAAUUUUUGACUGGUAAGGUUCGUAUCUGAAUGAUUGUUUUCAUAGUUGUAUAUUUAAAGAUUUAUUUGAUAAGUAAAACAGAGCCAGACACCACAACACUGAGAUAGCGCUUACAGCCAAUCGAAUCUGUGUGUGAGAUUGAGGCCAACAUCUUGAUAUUAGAUGAGAUCUUUCAGGCUCAUGUUUAACUGUCAACUAGUUUUCAGACCCUGAAGUGAGCUCAGAUUAUGUAAUCUAACCAUACCCAGAGUGUCAGAUGGGUCAGUCAGACACUCGUACCCUGCCUGUUCACCUGUUUGUUGGUCAGAGAUAGGAAAACCAGAGCUUUAAGUUCUGCUGUGUGUGUGUGUCUGUGUGUGCUCUGACACAAACCCACCUGACCCUCUGCAUCAUUAGUGAACCAGUCUUGUGUUAUCAUUGUUCAUCACAGUUGCCUUUGUUGCAUGAAAAUCCUUUCAACAAAAAUGUGUUGUUUAUUUGGUGGUGGUGUUGAUAUUGUGGAUGAUGCUGUUGUACUUUUGAAUUUGUGUUUUUAGAAGCCAAAGGUUACUUUCAAACUGCGUGCACAGAUAUUGAUUUUUACAUGAUAUAUUUCUGUUUUAAUAUUUGUUUUUGUUUUUAGGGAAACAUUGUCUGUUUACACCUGUAUCUGAAAAUAUAGAUUGCAUAUAUAAAUACAUAUAUCAUUCA